AUGGAGAUGCCACAAACAAGCCAGAAACAAACAGCAAAGCCAGAAAAGAAAGAACAGCUUUUACCAAAGAGCAACUCCGAGAACUAG
Messenger RNA from Staurois parvus, 87 nucleotides. NCBI's taxonomy places the organism in Eukaryota, Metazoa, Chordata, Amphibia, Anura, Ranidae. The record is from the annotation of a GenBank genome assembly.